UAUGAAAUAGAAUACCUGAAACUCACAGUAUCUCCUCAUUCCCUUCUUGCGACUUCAAAACGACGGAAACAGCGGAAAGAGAGAUUGCAGGUCGCACCGUUGCGAUCUGGGCAUGGGUCUGGUGCUGAUGCUGCGUGGUGAUGUUCGCGUGGGGGCUGGAAUAUUGCCGGUGGGAAUGCGGAAGGAUUCGUGGCGGUGUUUCGGUCAGAUUGUUCCGUCCGAUUCUUCAUUUGGAUCCGCGUUGGUAACAGGUUUGUGAUGCCGUGAAAGAGAUGCUUCGGUAUAAAUCGCGCCGGUGAUGCAUCAGAGCGUGAAGAUAGUUAGCGGCGGUCGUUCAUGGAGGCGAUUGGCAUCGGCAGUGAUGACGUGACCGGUGGCUGCCACCAUGGUCACAGACUUGCGUUCAGUUUUCUUUGUAGGUUUGUUGUUGCUGAGCUUGUUGAUGCGGUCUUCGCGAUGGUUAAUGGUUUGGUUGUUCAGUGGCGUGACGUAUGGAACGGAUCUACGGCUGAAGAGCUGAUGCUGAGAAGACGUAGAUUCGCGUCGGUGUUGAGUUUAUUUAUGUGAUACUAGUAUAAAAGGGUGAUGAUAGUAAGAAACAUAUACACGUGAAAGAAAGGCUUUUGUUUUGAUUUUCAUCUUUCUUCUUUGAAAAAAGUUUCCAUAGCGGCCAUGGGAGGAUGGUGUAACGGGGUGUGGAAGUGGGGAGAUUUAGGAAUCUCGGAGUCGGAAGUGGACCAAGCGGGUUUGUUUGAAAAAGUGGCGGAUUUGAGGUCUCGUUUAGAGAAUUUUGGGGGAUUGAAUGAUGAUAAUGACUCCGUUUGUUGGUUACUUGAUCCGGAAAAGUGUUAUUCGGUUUCGUCGUGCUACCAUCGGUUUGCUUCUUUAAGGACGCCUCACGGUCCUUUUAAGAAGCAUGAAGACGCUUUGGUGAAAAUUUGGACUAUGGAGGUCCCUUUUAAGAUUAAAGCCUUUGCUUGGAGACUUUUUGUGAAUAGGCUUCCUACUAAAGAUCUUUUAGAGUUUAGAGGUAUUCAUUUUUCUACACCUAACUUGAAUUGUGUUUUUUGUGAUUCGCAUUUGGAGAAUAUGGACCAUAUGUUUUUCAAAUGCGAAGUGAUUAAGGUUGUUUGGAAGGAAAUUGGUUUGUGGGUGGACUACCCGUGUUGGUGGAUGGAAGAAUGCAAGUCGUUCUUUAUGGAAUGGUAUCUCAACGGGCGGGUAAAAGGUAUCAAGGAUGGAAAAUUGGGGGUGUUUUGGUUAGCCACUUGUUGGGUUAUAUGGUUGACAAGAAAUGGCCAUUGUUUUAGGAACGGCGGUUGGAAUAUUAACAACAUUGUUUGGAAUAUCAAGAUCUUAAGUUGGAGAUGGUCUUCUUUCGGCGAUAUUGCUCACUCCAAUUAUAACUUAUACGAUUUUUGUAAAGAUCCUUUGUCUUUUAUGUCGUAAUUUAAUUGGUUUGUAAUAUCGUUUUUUGUCGGACUUGUUCCGUUCUUGUGUAUCAAGGUUCGAGAACCCUUAGUUCUCGUAUAUAUGAAAUUCUUGCUUACACAAAAAAAAAAAAAAUAGGAGCCAAUGCUGUAAAAUAUGUACACGAUGGAGAUAUAAUUGUGAGAAAAUAUGACUGGAAACUGUAUAAGGGUUAAUGGUUAGUCACAAUGUGAAUGAAAGUGUCGGUAGAGAAUAAGUUAGGGUUGGAAAAGUGUUCAUGGAAAAUUUUGUACGUCCCCCGAAAAAAAGUCCCCCAUAAGGGUUUCUUAUUAUCCUAUUUAUAACAAAAGAAAUUUAGGUCUUUCUAAUGUGCCAUUUGGGCUUUUACAUUUG
Molecule: messenger RNA, 1824 nt
Organism: Vicia villosa (hairy vetch)
Lineage: Eukaryota; Viridiplantae; Streptophyta; Magnoliopsida; Fabales; Fabaceae
Exons: 2
Coding region: 673-1449 (258 amino acids)
Source: RefSeq, a predicted model, not a curated record